Messenger RNA from Oryza brachyantha (malo sina), 2241 nucleotides. Its product is annotated as pre-mRNA-splicing factor SYF1-like. Lineage: Eukaryota; Viridiplantae; Streptophyta; Magnoliopsida; Poales; Poaceae. Gene Ontology annotation, biological process: mRNA splicing, via spliceosome; generation of catalytic spliceosome for first transesterification step. Gene Ontology annotation, molecular function: protein binding. The transcript has 2 exons. Gene Ontology annotation, cellular component: post-mRNA release spliceosomal complex; U2-type catalytic step 2 spliceosome; Prp19 complex. The coding region runs from base 1 to 2241 and encodes 746 amino acids. The record is from RefSeq and is a predicted model, not a curated record.
AUGGCCGCCGCCGUCGCGAUGCCGGCGGCGCUGGCCCUGCCUUCGGAGGCCGACCUGCCGUACGAGGAGGCCGUCCUGCGCGACCCGCUCAGCCUCCGCCCGUGGCGGAGCUACCUCGCGGCCCGCGCCGCGGCGCCCCUCCAGGUGCGCGCCGUCAUCUACGAGCGCGCGGUGCGCGCCCUCCCGGGCAGCUACAAGCUCUGGCACGCCUACCUCGUCGAGCGCGCCGCCGCCGCGGCGGCGCGCGCGCACCCGCCGUGCGGCGGCCACCCGGCGCACGAGGCCCUCAACCGCGCCUUCGAGCGCGCGCUCGCCACGCUGCACCGCAUGCCGCGGAUAUGGGGAGAUCACCACCGCGUAUGGCCGCUCUACCUCCGCCUCGCCGCGCUCCCGUCCUGCCCCGCCGACACCGCCAUCCGCAUCUACCGCCGGUUCCUCCAGUUCGACCCCUCCCGCGCCGGCGAGCUCGUCGAGCUCCUCGUCUCCGCGGGGCGGUGGCAGGAGGCCGCCGACCACAUCGUCUCGGUUCUCAACGGCGGAGGCGAGGUGGGUGACAACGACCGUUCUCUCCUGCUCAAGCUAUGUGACCUUCUCGCCAAGCACGCCGACGAGGUUGCCGGGCUCAAGGUGGAGGCCGUGCUCCGCGGCGCCAUGCGCAAGUUUCCCGACGAGGCCGGCAGGCUGCGGGCGCUGCUCGCCGAGUGCUACGCACGUAUAGGGCUUUACGACAAAGCCAGAGACGUCCUCGAGGAAGGCGUGACCACGGCGGCCACCGUAGCCGAGUUCGGGCUGGUGUUCGAGGCGUACGCGCAACUCGAGCAGAGCUUGGUCGCGGCAAAGAUGGAGAAGGCGGCGGAAGAGGAAGGCGACAGGCUUGUGGCUGGUUGCUGGUUGGCCGACAGCGACGACGGCGACAUGUGCCUUGCGAGACUGGAGCGGCUGCUCGACCGCCGUCCGGAGCUUCUCAACGGCGUCCUCCUACGGCAGAAUCCGCACGAUGUCGGGCAGUGGCACAGGAGGGUGAAGCUCUUCGACAAGGACCCCGCUCGGCAGGCGGCGACCUACGUCGAGGCCGUCAGGACCGUCGACCCCGCGACGGCGACGGGCAAGCCACACACGCUGUGGGUGGCGUUCGCGAAGAUGUACGAGGCGCACGGCCGCCUGGACAGCGCCGACGAGGUGUUCUCGAAGGCCACGCAGGCGAGCCACAAGUCAGCCGACGACCUGGCCGCCGUGUGGUGCGAGUGGGCGGAGAUGCAGCUACAGCACAGGCGCUUCGACAAGGCCGUAGCUCUGAUGCGACAAGCCACCGCGGAACCCUCGGCCGAGGUGAAGAGGCGAACCGCCGCCGACGAGCCUUCCCAGCUGAAGCUUCACAAGUCCGCGAAGCUGUGGAGCUUCUACGUCGACCUGGAGGAGAGCCUCGGCACGCUGGCGUCGACGCGCGCCGCCUACGAGGGCGCCAUGGCGGCGCGCGCCGCGACGCCGCAGAUGGUGAUCAACUACGCCUCGCUCCUCGAGGAGCACAGUUACUUCGAGGACGCGUUCGCGGCGUACGAGAUGGGCGCCAAGCUGUUCGCCUACCCGCACAGCAAGCCAAUCUGGGAAGCCUACCUCGAGAGGUUCGUGGCGAGGUACGGAGGGAGCAAGCCGGAGCGCGCGCGGGAGCUCUUCGCCGAGGCCAUCCGCCAGGCCCCGCCCCACGAGUGGGCGCGCCUCUUCCUGCGGCACGCCAGGUACGAGGAGGAGUUCGGCUCCGCCGCGCGCGUCAUGGCCGUCUACGACGAGGCGGCGCGGUCCGUGCCGGCGGGCGACAGGAUGAGCGUCCACGAGGCCUACGCGGCGAGCGCGGUCGAGCUCUGCGGCGUGCCGAAGGUGAGGCAGGUCUACGAGCAGGCGAUCGAGUCCGGCGGCCUCCAGCGCCGCGACGCUCUGGCGCUGUGCCUCAGGCUCGCCGUGCUCGAGGAAGGCCUGGGUGAGGUCGGCCGCGCUCGCGCCGUGUUCGUGCACGCGUCGGGCUACGCCGAUCCCGACGGCGACGAGGAGUUCUGGACCAAGUGGAGCGGCUUCGAAGUCUGGCACGGCGACGAGCACACCUUCAUGGACAUGCUCCGGACAAAGCGCACGCAGAAGCUCGCUGGUCCACCAGGAAUUCGGGCGCGUGGUGAACAGAAAGAUGAGAAGGCUCGUCGUCGUACUGAUCGGCUUGACGCACCAUACAGCAAGAGGCAGCGAGUGUGA